Messenger RNA from Rotaria sp. Silwood1, 627 nucleotides. The record is from the annotation of a GenBank genome assembly. Lineage: Eukaryota; Metazoa; Rotifera; Eurotatoria; Philodinida; Philodinidae.
AUGUCAUCACUUAUUCCUAUUUACUUGGGUCUAAACGGAAUGAGUAUGGCAUUGACUGAGUUCUAUUAUACACAGUUAUUGCAACCAAAUAUCUCUAAUCAUCUUAUUUCAUUAUGUGUCUCAGAUACAUUAGCUAUUGAUAAUGGUUUAUGGUUAGCAUCACAUUUAUCUAUAUUCAUCAAUCUUCGUCAUUUAUCUUUAAUUGACAUCAAACGUUCUUCUUUUGAAUUAAUUCUCAACGCAUGCUCACCCAAUACAUCUCUCGUCAUGUUUAGCGUGCAUUUUCCAACUUUCUUUCGUGCUGUUUCUACAUUUGAAGGUGUACCUGAAGGUGCAUAUUAUGAACGAAUCUUUCACUUAUUUCCUUUGUUACGUGUAUGUCAUCUUCGUUUCUGGAGUCAUAUACAGAGUACUCUAGAUCAUCAAAUACUUCUACCACUUGGUAAAGCUUUCAUGCCGAUUCAAACAAGUCUUUUAAACGUGCAAUCAAUUACACUUCGAGAUUGCUCACCAGACUUUCUUUCACAUUUACUUGAACAUCUUCCUCAAUUACAAGAGCUCAGCUUUAAUCUAAGUACUUCUUGGCUACCUGCUCAACAUCCAUUAAUGAAUGGCGAUAACAAGUAA